AAACUAAAUCUAUCGAACAAGAGGAAGCCCAAGAAUCGGAGGAACCUCCUAAGGAAGAAAUGGUAGACGAACCUGGUCAGAGUGGAGCUACCGAGUCAGAUCCAGUAGCUGAGGAGACUUCAGCUGAGGAUGCUCCAGAAAAAGUUGACAGUGUCACGACCGACUUAAAAUCUGAAGAUCCAAAGGCUGAACAGACUGAAACCGUCACUGAAGCUGUGGAUGCAGCAGUGGUGGUGACUGAAGCUCCCUCAGCUGAAGGCUCCUUAGUCUCUGACGUUGAUCCUGCUGCUGUACAGGACAAUCAAAAUUUUGAUGUUGAUACUAAAGAAGCCAGUAAAGAUGGCACCACAGAACCGGAUAGCUCUCUUCUGAACGACGAAGGCUGGUGGUGACGAGCUGGACUACGGAGAUGGUGACGACAACAAGGAGGAGAUGAUCUCAUUCCAGAUAGAGGAGUCUGAGAUUGCCAUCGUGGAAACUGGUACCAAGGAGACAGCUGAGGAGUCUGUGCCGGCAGAAGCUAAAGCCGAGGAAGCUCCAGGGGAUGCUACAAAAAAGGAGGAUAAGCCUUCUGACGAAAAGGAGGAAGAAGGACAUCCGGAUAUUAUGAAGAUGAUAUGGGUCAGCAACCUUACUAAACAAACUCGUGCUCUUGAUCUCAAAACCUGUUUCGGACUCUACGGAAAGGUGAUGAGUGCGAAAGUUGUGAUGAAUCCCAACGCUAAAGAAGCUAAAUGUUUCGGUCUCGUCACGAUGUCCCAAGAGAGUGAAGCCGGGGUAGCGAUUCAGAAACUGAAUGGUUAUAAGCUCCAUAACAAAGAGAUUGUAACGUCAAGACCCAAGAAAGAUAACGCAGUGUUGCGUAAGAUGAGACAGCAGCAACUGAAACCUAGCAGUCGACCAGCUGGCAUCAGACCCCGUCACACUUCACCCGAGGACAAAAGCAAACCUAGAUCAGACAAAGAAAGGGCUGGUGACAGGGACAGGAGAGUCGUAUCCGGUUCGGGGACGAUAUCUGUAAAUAUUAAGUCUGACGAUUUAAAGAGAAGGUCUUCAGAUCGCAGAAGACGAACUCGCUCACGUUCCGCUACCAGGAAAGGACCAGGACCCUCAACAGGGGGACCAUCAACUUCUGUAAGAACAAGCCCUGCAAGAAGACCUGACCGACCUGAACGACCUAGGAGACGUACUCGAUCACCCCGAAGAAAAUCCAGGUCUCCAAGAAGAAAAUCUAGAUCUCCUCGAAGACGAAGUAGUCCUACCACCCGACGUAAGAGCCGGUCCCCAAGGCGGAAGUCCAAAUCUCCAGUUAAACCGAUCACUGAACGGACCGUCAGAAGGACCUCUCCUAAGCCCCGCUCGCCUAAACGACCCAGUCCUCCCAAACGUUCACCUCUUCACAAACGUCCCUCUCCUCGCAGGUCACCACCUUCUCGCCAUUCUCUAGGAAACAGACGUUCUCCCAGACGAUCUCCGAGGAGACCAGAUCGAAGGAGAAACUCAAGAUCUCCUAAACGAGCACGGAGGUCACAUUCCAGGGAAAGGAGGAGACCUAAGUCACGAUCUACUGAACGGAAGGUUACAGCAGGCUCCCCUGGAAAAGAAAUGGAGCUGAAGAUGUUGAGAGAGCAAACUGCGAAACAAGAAGCCGCUAUCAAGGCUCUUAUGCAAGGAAAUGUUCAGAAUUUGGGAGGUAUGCUUGGAGAAUCGCUCACUGAAAAACUUGCAGCUGAUCUGAAAUCAGCUCUUGUGAAGCAACUUCAAAACACUGUGAAAACAAUGUCUUCCAAAGCUACCAACAAGGCGGCUCUCAUUGAAGCACAAAAUGCUUCCAACGCAGCGAAGAUAAAGGAAAAUCUCGAGAAGAUGAAAGCUAAUGGACAAAUAACGAAUUUGAUAACAAAUCAACCGAGACCAGCUCCCCCUUCGUUAGCGCCACCACAAUUACAGACUUUCCCGAAAUAUUCUUCAGCUCCUAGCCUGCCUUCUUUCAAUCCUCUGAUGGUGUCCCACAAACAGCCUCCCACAGCUCCUGUACAGGAGUAUACCUCUCAACGCAGCUCAUCUCGAGACUCCUACUCUCGAUCCUCUCAUGAUAGGCCUCGCUCAACUCACGGUAGCUCGAGCCACCCCAGCUCCAGCCACCCCAGCUCCAGCCACCCCAGCUCGAGUCACCCCAGCUCGAGUCACCCCAGCUCGAGUCACCCCAGCUCGAGUCACCCCAGCUCUUCCCAUGGAGGCCCUUCCCACAUGAGCUCAUCACACGGCUCAUCAUAUGGCAGCUCCUCGCAUGGAACUAGUCACGGAUCUGCUCACACUUCCUCUCACAACCCUGGUCACAGUUCUUCUCACGGACACAGUUCCUCCAGCCAUAGUUCCUCCCGGGAUGGUCACACAAGCUCCAACUAUAACCCCUCAUCUUCUUCUUCUUCUUCAUCCCGACCUUCUAGAUCUGACACCUAUAGUAGUGCUAGGAGCGAGGCAAGGCCGAGUACUGGACAGCAAUCUAACCAAAUAAACGAUCUAUUGAAAUCGUUGCAAGGUGUUAAGGAGAUGGUCAACACAAAACCAAGCACUUAUGGGAAUGUUCCACAGCCUCCACAAGCUCCGGGCCCUAACACUUACCAGAAAGUUCAGCAACAGGUUCAACAGGUUCAAACUUACAAAACCAACCCGAUGAUGCAGCCGCCACCGAUGCCAUUCAGUCAACCUCCUCCUGGCCCCGCCCAGCAAUUUGGGAACGUUCCGGCUGCUAUAAACUUUACCCAACCAAACGGACCACCUCUUCAAUGGGCUCCACCGCCAUUUAACGCUGGCGCACCUCCUUUCCUGAACAAUCCUAACAAUCAAUUCCGACGAUGAAGCGUAAACAAAUCUAUGGAAUCCCCAAACGUUAUAACCCACUGUUCUCAAGAACGUGACUCCGAUCCAAACUGAACUUGAAUGUUUUUGAAACAAUUGAUAAGACCAGAAUAUGGAAUAGAGGUUAUCGAACAGUAUGUGAAUUUCGAAAAUAAGUUGCAAUUUUUAUGCUAUGUUAUUUGCAUUCCCUUCAAAGCUUGGGUUUGAUGCGCGCUGCUUUUAUUUUUCAUGAUAUUGAUAACGUAACAAAAUUCGAAUUGCUACAUAAUAUUUCUUUGUAUUUAACAAUGUGUCACAAACGAAUCUUAAAUUUAA
Messenger RNA from Bolinopsis microptera, 3177 nucleotides. RefSeq names its product serine/arginine repetitive matrix protein 2-like. The record is from RefSeq and is a predicted model, not a curated record. Gene Ontology annotation, biological process: regulation of transcription by RNA polymerase II; regulation of mRNA processing. Gene Ontology annotation, cellular component: nucleus. Bases 433 to 2862 code for a protein of 809 amino acids. The transcript is spliced from 5 exons. Gene Ontology annotation, molecular function: sequence-specific DNA binding; RNA binding. NCBI's taxonomy places the organism in Eukaryota, Metazoa, Ctenophora, Tentaculata, Lobata, Bolinopsidae.